Messenger RNA from Medicago truncatula (barrel medic), 1934 nucleotides. Its product is annotated as serine/threonine-protein kinase BSK6. Gene Ontology annotation, molecular function: protein binding; protein kinase activity; ATP binding. Bases 270 to 1757 code for a protein of 495 amino acids. The record is from RefSeq and is a predicted model, not a curated record. Gene Ontology annotation, biological process: protein phosphorylation; brassinosteroid mediated signaling pathway. Lineage: Eukaryota; Viridiplantae; Streptophyta; Magnoliopsida; Fabales; Fabaceae. The transcript has 10 exons.
AUAGUGAGAGAGAAAAGCAAAACAAAAAUGAAAGCCAGAUAGAUAAACAAGUAAACUUUACCUUAUAACAGUUUAAACUAUUGUAUUUAUGUAUGUAUAUCAUCACCUUAGUAACCUUUUGCAUUCCCAACUUUUAUCCAUUUAUGUUGAAACAAACAUAACAUAAACACAACAAGAGUACUCAUAGACCAAAUGGGCUCACAACAAUGAACACUGUCUAAACAUUCUUCAUUAGUCCUUCAACCUUCACUUGCUUCUUAUUCUUCUUCAUGGGGGGUCGUUGCUCUAAAUUCUCUUUCUGUUGGUUCCACUCUCACCUCAAUCCUUCUGUUCUUGAAUCCUCUGACCAAGAAAAUGGUGGCAAAAAUGAAAAAAACUUGUGGCCUAGUUUUAGUGAGUACAGUUUGGAAGAAUUGAAGGCUGCUACAAAUGGAUUCUCCUCGGAAAACAUAGUCUCUGAGCAUGGUGAGAAAGCUCCAAAUGUUGUUUACAAAGGGAAACUUGAGAAUGGACAGUUGAUUGCUGUCAAACGUUUCAACAAGUUCGCUUGGCCCGAUUCUCGACAAUUCAUUGAAGAAUCUAAACAAGUGGGGAACCUUAGAAGUGAUCGUUUGGCAAAUUUGAUUGGUUGUUGCUAUGAAGGGGAUGAGAGGCUGCUAGUGGCAGAGUUUAUGCCACAUGAAACUCUGGCUAAGCAUCUCUUUCACUGGGAGUCACAGCCCAUGAAAUGGGCAAUGAGAUUGAGAGUGGCCUUCUAUUUAGCUCAAGCUCUUGAAUAUUGUACAAGUAAAGGAAGGGGGUUGUAUCAUGAUCUCAAUGCCUAUAGAAUCUUGUUUGAUCAGGAUGGUAAUCCAAGGUUAUCUUGCUUUGGACUGAUGAAGAACAGCAGAGAUGGCAAGAGUUACAGUACAAACUUGGCUUUCACCCCUCCUGAGUACUUAAGGACAGGUAGAGUGACGGCGGAGAGUGUGGUUUACAGUUUUGGAACUUUGUUGCUUGAUCUCUUGAGUGGUAAACAUAUUCCACCAAGCCAUGCACUUGAUCUGAUACGUGGCAAAAACUACUUGAUGUUGAUGGAUUCGGCAUUAGAGGGUCACUUUUCAAAGGAUGAUGGAACUGAGUUAGUUCGUUUGGCUUCACGUUGUUUACAAUAUGAAGCUCGUGAGAGGCCAAAUGCUAAGUCUCUUGUUGAAACUCUUAUGCCACUUCAGAAAGAAACAGAGGUUCCCUCACAUGUUCUGAUGGGUCUAAAGCAAGAAACAGAAUCAUCAACAAAGCCCUUGUCAUUGACAUCUUUUGGUGAAUCAUGUUUGAGAUUGGAUCUUACUGCCAUACAUGCAAUAUUAGAGAAGACUGGUUACAAAGAUGAUGAAGGAAUUGCCAAUGAGCUUUCCUUUCAAUUGUGGACUAGUCAAAUGCAAGAGACCUUGAAUUUGAAGAAGCAUGGAGACGCUGCUUUUCGAGCUAAGGACUUUGUCACAGCCAUUGACUGCUACACACAAUUCAUAGAUGGAGGGACCAUGGUGUCACCUACAGUGUAUGCAAGGCGCUGCUUGUCUUAUUUGAUGAAUGACAUGGCACAGGAAGCUCUAGGGGAUGCCAUGCAAGCUCAAGUGGUAUCUCCAGAGUGGCCUACUGCUUUAUAUCUUCAAGCAACUUGUCUUUUCAGCCUUGGAAUGGAAAAUGAUGCACAAGAGACUCUCAAAGAUGGAACUAACAUGGAAGCUAAAAAGCAUAAAAAUUUGAAAACUGUAUAGAUUUUUCUUUGUUUGUUGUGAUCUCAAGUAUUAUUUGAUGUCCUUUUUUGUAGCUUUUUAUUAGGCCUUGCAUCCGAUUUCGUCAAUGACCAUUUUGUUUUUUGGCUUUCUGUAAUUCGUUAUGAGACAAAAGAUAAUGACUGGCUUGAAAUUUCACAUGUGUGCAGCCUCUUUUUC